Messenger RNA from Sitodiplosis mosellana (orange wheat blossom midge), 711 nucleotides. RefSeq names its product sex-regulated protein janus-A-like. NCBI's taxonomy places the organism in Eukaryota, Metazoa, Arthropoda, Insecta, Diptera, Cecidomyiidae. Gene Ontology annotation, cellular component: cytosol. The transcript has 4 exons. Gene Ontology annotation, biological process: peptidyl-histidine dephosphorylation. The coding region runs from base 149 to 622 and encodes 157 amino acids. Gene Ontology annotation, molecular function: protein histidine phosphatase activity. The record is from RefSeq and is a predicted model, not a curated record.
GCCCUGGUAUUGAGAUACAUCACACGCAUGUGUGCGUUGACCAAACUGUCAAAACAGCUGCACGGCUACAGUAUCAAACUCAACGAUAAUUUUGCUUGUACUUUUUUUGCUACAAAAAAGGCAUUUUUAAUUACGUUGAAUUGAAUCGAUGAGAAAUUCAUUAUUUGCCGGCAUUCGUCUAAUUCAAAGUACCGCGACAACAACGCAAUUUGCAAAAAAUUCCAUUAAAUCACGUUAUUAUUGUCGAAAAAUGGAUGGAAAAUUGGAAGCAGUACCAUUGGUUGAUAUCGACGAUGAAGGUCGUUUUAAAUAUAUUCUGAUCAAGGUGUACGGUCGAGAACAAGCCGACGGUACUGAACCGAACAAACUGAUUGUUCGCGGCUAUCAACGCGCAGAAUGGCAUGCUGAUAUUUACGAUGAGGUUAGCGGUUCGAUUCGUGCACUUGGAUUGGAUACGGAAUGCCUGGGAGGUGGUCGCAUUGAGCAUUUUCCAGAAAGCAAAUUACUGAAAGUGUAUGGACAUUCAACUGGUUACGGGAGAGCCGAUCAUGCGGAAACCAGAAAAAUUCUCUUGACAAAAUACAAGGAUUAUGAAAUCGAAACGUCUGACGAAGGAUAUUAAACGAGUGGAAAAUAUUUUUCCGAUGAAUUUUAAACAAUAAACCGCAUCUUUAGAGAAGCAAUAAAAGUCAAUUGAAUAACUGGAAUAAA